Molecule: messenger RNA, 1524 nt
Organism: Callorhinchus milii (elephant shark)
Lineage: Eukaryota; Metazoa; Chordata; Chondrichthyes; Chimaeriformes; Callorhinchidae
Product: ras-related protein Rap-2b
Exons: 2
Coding region: 53-604 (183 amino acids)
Biological process (GO): Rap protein signal transduction; negative regulation of cell migration
Cellular component (GO): plasma membrane
Molecular function (GO): GTP binding; GDP binding; GTPase activity
Source: RefSeq, a predicted model, not a curated record
UGUGUGGGUGUGGGUGUUGAGGGAGGGUGGGGGGGAGGGGGUCCUUGUGGCCAUGAGAGAGUAUAAGGUGGUGGUCCUGGGCAGUGGGGGGGUGGGCAAGUCUGCUCUGACUGUCCAGUUCGUCACCGGCUCCUUCAUCGAGAAGUACGACCCGACCAUCGAGGACUUUUACCGCAAGGAGAUCGAGGUGGACUCGUCGCCCUCGGUGCUGGAGAUCCUGGACACCGCCGGCACCGAGCAGUUCGCCUCCAUGAGAGACUUGUACAUCAAGAACGGGCAGGGCUUCAUCCUGGUGUACAGCCUGGUCAACCAGCAGUCCUUCCAGGACAUCAGGCCCAUGAGGGACCAGAUCAUCAGGGUGAAGAGGUACGAGAGGGUGCCCAUGAUCUUGGUGGGCAACAAGGUGGACUUGGAAGGCGAGCGGGAAGUGGCCCACGGGGAGGGCAAGUCUCUGGCCGACGAGUGGUCGUGUCCCUUCCUGGAGACCUCGGCCAAGAACAAGAUCUCUGUGGAUGAGCUGUUCGCGGAGAUCGUCCGGCAGAUGAACUAUGUGUCUCAGCCCAACGGGGGAGACCAGUGCUGCUCUCCCUGUGUCCUCCUCUAACUGGGGCUUUAUUUACAAAGCCCCGAGAAAACCCCCUCCGCGACAUUUUGAUGUUUCCCCCCCCCCGAAAAAAGGUGCAGGAUUUCUAUGCAAAGUUGCAUUGCUGUGACGGCCUCUGACCUGCGCUGGUGCAUACAUGGACUGACCGACCGGAGAGGGGGCUGGCUGUGAGGCGGGUCACACCUCCAGCACUGCCACGACGUGGAAUGUGUGUGGGGGACAAAAUUCCUUCUAUUUUCGUCACCUGCUGUAACCAUUUGCCUUCCCCUCAAGGACCUGCUGAGAUAUUGGGAGCCCAGCUAUUUAAAAAAAAAUGAGAGGAAGUGGGUAUUCGUAACUGCGCUUUGCUGACCAUCAACCAACCAACCAACCAACCAACCAACCCAACUAUUAUUUAAAGCAAAGAGGAGACUAAGAGACUGGUGAUAUCCGUUAAUGUUCCUCUUUGGUCGGUGUGCCCCCACAAGACAAGCUCAGUCAUCCUAGUGCCUUGAAGACUGCUGUGAGACAGACAGUAUGUGCCAAUCUGUGCAAGCCACCACACAUUCCCAUUAGCAAUCAGCACGUCAACUGUACGUAACAAUAAUUCCCUCCCAAUAUCCGCACAAAGCAUGCUGAGACAGACAGACCGGCUAUUCUUGGUGGAACUUGUAACUAUUUUCGUUUCGGCCUUGCCUCUUUCAAACUCCGUUUCCACGUCAUUUUCAAGGGUUUGGGUUUGGAAAUUCCCAAAUGGUUUCCGUUCCCUGGUAGCGAGGGUUCACCUACCCUCUGUUCCGUGUUCUAACCUCGCUUCACAGGCCCACAAUGACGAGAGAGCGGAGUGGAAAUCUGAACACACUGUACAAUUUAACUGCGAAAACGAGCGUUUUAACAGUUUCCUCCCCCCCGCCUGGUCCAAGACUUUUAAUACAAAAAAA